Molecule: messenger RNA, 1843 nt
Organism: Fundulus heteroclitus (mummichog)
Lineage: Eukaryota; Metazoa; Chordata; Actinopteri; Cyprinodontiformes; Fundulidae
Product: type-2 ice-structuring protein
Exons: 8
Coding region: 55-642 (195 amino acids)
Molecular function (GO): signaling receptor activity
Source: RefSeq, a predicted model, not a curated record
UGCUGCCACACCCUGCUGAGGAGCCAAACCAGGAAGAGUUUUCACAAUCCCACAAUGGAGAUACUGGUCUUGUCCUUACUUCAUUGUGCCUUGUUGACUCUGGGCCAAGCUGUUGUCCUUCCUAAUGCAGAAGCUAUAAAGUGGACCAAUAGAACAGAUGCACAAAUUCAUCCAGCAGAAGAGGAUACAGCUCCAAAAGCAAACGACCAGACUUCAGGUUCCUGUUCUUCUGGCUGGUCUGAGUUUAAUGGACGCUGCUUUCGCUACUUUCCUGUGCCAAGGACUUGGGCCUCAGCUCAGAAAAACUGUGUGUCCUUGCAGGCUAGUCUUGCAUCAAUCCAUAAUAUUGAUGAGUAUCAUGAGAUUCAAAGGCUGAUAAUGGCUACAAGUAAAGAGCACAAAAGAACAUGGAUCGGAGGCUCUGAUGCACAAGAGGAAGGCACAUGGUUGUGGAGUGAUGGAAGCCCUUUUCACUACACAAACUGGUGUGCUGGAGAGCCUAAUAAUGGGGCUUCUCAUCCCAGAGGCAUUCAGCACUGUUUGCAAAUGAACGAUAAAGCUGAAAAAUGCUGUGAUGAUUUAUGGUGUAACGACGCUCUGCCAUUUGUCUGCGCCAAGAAAAUCUGCUCCUGUGCUCCCUGAGAGUCUGGAUGUCAAAGACAAAAAAAGAGAGAAGGUCACAGAAUAGUCCCAAACCAGCAGCAGGAAAGUUACCACUUUUGAAAAUCGCUUUGAAUUUUAUGCUAACCUCUGAAUCCAGCAAUAACUCAAAGACCAAAUGUACUUAAAAAUAUGAACAUUAAAUAGGAAAAAAAGAAUAAUAAUAUAGUGUUUUUUGUCAUCUUGAUAAUUUGUUGUACUUUUUACAGAUUCUAUUUUGAUAAAAUGUUACCAUUUUGGUUGUAUUUUAUUUUUUCUACCACUGUGUUGCAAAUUGAAGAUUUCCACAAUAUACCAAUUGGCCUAUCUCACUAAGGGGUAUGUUAAAACUAUUAGGCAAUUGAUUCCAUUGAAAUCCUAAAAUUUCAAUUGAGGCCAAUUUUAUUCAAAGUUUGGUGAAUUUUCAAAUAAGUUUGGGCCAGGGUUUGGUACUUUCUAUUUUAACCUUCAACAUUGACCUGUUCAUUUACUUCAAAUAAGAAUUUCUAUGCUUGUUGCAUUAAACUGAUAUUUAUAUUGAGUGAAAUGCGACAAUAAUUUCAAUUGUUUUGAGCCUAAAUGUAGGUGUUUCAAAAGGUUUUCUUUAUUGUCUUAUUUUCUGUUCUUGCUACUUUGAAUUUAUAGUAUUCACCAACGAUUCUCCAAUUUGCUCAUGUUUAAAGAAAAACAUAUGUUGCCUUAAUUUAGUUAAGUUGCGAUUGAGUAUAACGGAUCCAAAAGUUACGGAAAAAAGACACAAUAUUUGAUUAACUUGGAUUCAAAUUGUAAUUUAUGAUGAAAUGCUAAACAUUCAUGUAUACAGAUUCACACCAAUUUACCAAUUUUGGUCUACAUGGGGAACUGGAAUGCUUUGGACUAUGUUAAUAUUACUUCCAGCCCGUGUUGAUCUUGCAGUGAAUAUCUUACUUAUUUCUCCUUUAAAGGCUCAAAUGUGCAUUGUAAAUGUACCACUAGAUGACAAUGAAGCUGGUCUGUUUGUUUUUGCUUUUUGUGGAUUAUGUGUAAAUUAUGUAUUAUGUACUCAAGAAUAAUUUAAUGCAAAUCUUUGACAAACCAAAGCACAUGUAAAGCCGAUAGAGUCGUCUUUAUACACUUUUGUUAAUCUACAAAAGUGUAUAAAGCAACUGUUUUACAAUACAUUAGAUUUUAUCUUGAGCGUAACAAAAUAAAAGGGUGUGGUUGA